Messenger RNA from Cavia porcellus (domestic guinea pig), 2389 nucleotides. It is a transcript of the gene Znf18, whose product is annotated as zinc finger protein 18. The transcript has 7 exons. The record is from RefSeq and is a predicted model, not a curated record. Gene Ontology annotation, biological process: regulation of DNA-templated transcription. NCBI's taxonomy places the organism in Eukaryota, Metazoa, Chordata, Mammalia, Rodentia, Caviidae. The coding region runs from base 245 to 1897 and encodes 550 amino acids.
CCGGGUGCCCGCCGCGGAGCUGGGCGCUCUCUGUGUACGAUAGCUUCCGGGAAGAUCUGGAAGAGAGGAGGUUUCGGAGGGCACGCUGUUGGGGGUCUCCCUCCAGCCCGGGUGCUGGCGACUUGACGGGGCCCAGGGUGGAGACAGCUUCACUGCACCUAAUCUCUUUCUUUCCUUCGAGUCCUUGUGAAGACUUGGUUGUCUCCACCCCAGAAGCACCUACAAGGACUUGUGAAGCCAGACGAUGCCCAUUGACCUGGGGCAGGCCCUAAGCCUGCUGCCCUCCUUGGCCAAGAAUGAGGUCUCCACCUUCUGUGGAUCAGAUGCUGCCCCUCAAGAGGAGCUUUCCAGCCCCGAGACUGCACGCCAGCUUUUCAGGCAGUUUCGUUAUCAGGUGAUGUCUGGGCCCCACGAGACUCUGAGACAACUUCGAAAACUCUGUUUUCAAUGGCUGCAGCCAGAGGUUCACACCAAGGAGCAGAUCCUAGAGAUCCUCAUGUUGGAGCAGUUUCUGACCAUCCUUCCAGGGGAGAUCCAGAUGUGGGUGCGGAAGCAGCAUCCAGGAAGUGGAGAAGAGGCAGUGACCCUUGUGGAGAGCUUACAGGGAGACCCUCGGAGACUGUGGGAGUGGAUCAGUAUCCAAGUUCUAGGACAGGAGAUCUUAUCAGAGAAGAACGAAUCUCCAAGCUCCCCCGUGGGUGAAGGGGAGCCCCAUCCGGAAGGGGCACCCCUGGAGGUGGACCUGCAGCAUUCUCCUUCCAGGUCUCCGGAGUUGCUGAGCCACAUUGUCAAAGAGGAAUCUGACACGGAACCAGAACUAGCUCCGGCUGCAUCCCAGAUUGCUGCCCAGCAUGAGGAGAGGGGCAUCAGAGAUCAGGGCCUGGGAGCCGCCCUUCUCUCUGUAACUCCCCAGGAGCAGUGGCGACACCUGGAUUCCACUCAGAAGGAGCAAUACUGGGAUCUCAUGCUGGAGACUUACGGCAAAAUGGUCUCACGAGCAGGAAUUUCAAACUCUAAACCCAGCCUGACUAACUCAGCAGAGUACGGGGAAGAGCCGGCAGGGCUGCACCUUCAUGUCAGUGAGAAGAUCCCAAGACUCAGUUGUGUAGGAGAUAGACAGGAGAACGACAAAGAGAACCUAAAUGUGGAAAACCACAGGGACCAGGAACCUCUGGACGCUUCCUGUCAGGUCCCAGGUGAGGCUCCCGCCCAGGCAUCUCUGAGGGGCUUCUUCACGGAGGAUGGGCCGGGGUGCUUUGGAGGAGGAGUGAAUCUGCCCGAGACUCUGGAAACCCCGCGUGGGGAAGGGGCAGCAGGACGGCUGUCUGCUCACGAGAGGAGUUCUGGGAAGCAGCCGGGGCCGUGUGUGCCUAGUGCCCCUCCUGGAGAGCUGUCUGCCGUGUGGCUGGAGGAGAAGAGAGAGGCUUCUCAGAAGGGACAGCCGCGAGCCCCGAUGGCCCAGAAGUUCCCCACCUGCAGGGAGUGCGGGAAAACCUUCUACAGGGUCUCACAACUCGUCUUUCACCAAAGAACUCACACCGGAGAGACGUACUUCCAGUGCUCCAUCUGCAAGAAGGCCUUUCUGCGGAGUUCGGACUUCGUGAAGCAUCAGAGAACUCACACGGGAGAGAAGCCCUGUAAGUGUGAUUACUGCGGGAAAGGCUUCAGCGACUUCUCAGGAUUGCGCCACCACGAGAAAAUCCACACCGGAGAGAAACCCUACAAAUGUCCCACCUGCGAGAAAAGCUUUAUUCAGAGGUCGAACUUCAACAGACAUCAGCGGGUCCACACGGGAGAGAAACCCUAUAAGUGUUCUCACUGUGGCAAGAGUUUCAGCUGGAGCUCGAGCCUUGACAAACACCAGAAGUCUCACUUAGGCAAGAAGCCCCUCCAGUAGCCACCCUCUCCCAGCUGUUUCCUGUCUCUCCGUGCAUUCAGAAAUGCUCGGCUCUACCCGGACAGUACAUUCCUAAGAGGAAAUUCUGUUCUGGGUUUUCAUGAUGUGGAGGGAAGAGCACCUGGGCCCACGUUUGAACUUGGAAGCUCCAUCAGCCUCUGGAUUGGAUUCGAUAAUGGCCUAGUUUCUUGCUUCUGUAUCAGAAGAAAGAAUAGUCUUUAUGUUUCAGCCCAUGCCUUCUUUUGGACUCACUGGGGGAAAAGUCACUGAGAGAUAGUUUUAGAGGUGCCUUCUGGGAGAGCGUGGCUGGAGUGCCUGCAGUCAGUGCUCAAGGAGGAGCCUUAGACCGGCCCUUUGGCCUGGGCUUCUAGGUAGGCCUGCAGUGACAAAAGAGGAGGCGGAGAGGCCCCGCGAGCCCACGUGUGUUCCUCCUCACACAGGUGAACCAGUAACUCCGAGCGUCCCUUGUCUGAAAUAAAUGUACUGCAUUCA